AUGAGUAAGUGGUGCUCUGAAUGUCACAGCAAUGCCACCUGCAUGGAGGACGGUGCCGUCACGACCUGCUCCUGCCAGGAGGGCUUCACUGGCGACGGCCUGGCGUGCGAGGACCUGGACGAGUGCGCCGUGGCGGGGGCGCACAACUGCUCGGCCAACAGCCACUGCGUGAACACGCCGGGGUCCUACAGGUGCGUCUGCAGCGCCGGCUUCCGCGCGACGCCCGGGCUCGGCUGCGUGGACGUGGACGAGUGCGCGGAGCCAGGGCUCAGCCGCUGCCACGCCCUGGCCACCUGUGUCAACGCGGAGGGCAGCUACUCGUGCGUGUGCCCCGCGGACUACCCGGGGGACGGGUGGCACUGCGAGUGCGCCCCGGGCUCCUGCGGGCCGGGGCUGGACUGCGUGGCCGAGGGCGGCGCGAGCGUGUGCGCGGACCCGUGCUGGGCGCACCGCACCCUGGACGAGUACUGGCGCAGCGCCGACUACGGCGCGGGCUGCGCCUGCGACACCGACCUGCGCGGCUGGCACCGCUUCGUGGGCCCGGGCGGCGCGCGCCUGGCCGAGAGCUGCGUGCCCGUCCAGCGCUGCAACACGGCGGCGCCGCUGUGGCUCAACGGCUCGCACCCGUCCAGCGCCGAGGGCAUCGUCAGCCGCACGGCCUGCGCGCACUGGAGCGGCCACUGCUGCCGCUGGGACGUGCCCGUGCAGGUGAAGGCCUGCCCCGGCGGCUACUUCGUCUACAACCUGACGCCGGCCCCCGAGUGCCACCUGGCCUACUGCACGGACCCCAGCUCCGUGGAGGGGACGUGUGAGGAGUGCGGCACAGACAAGUACUGCGAAGCGGAUGACGGCAGAUGGCAUUGCCACUGCAGACAGGACAUCAACAUUACCGAUGUCUCCCUCCUGGAGCGCAGGCUGGAGUGUGGGGCCAACGACAUCAAGGUGUCCCUGGGCAUGUGCCAGCUGAAGAGCCUGGGCUUCCAGAAGGUCUUCAUGUACCUGCGUGACAGCCAGUGCUCAGGCUUCAAGGAGAAGGGUGAUUGGGACUGGGUGUCUGUGGUGACGCCAACCCAGGAUGGCCCCUGUGGGACAGUGAUGACGAGGAAUGAAACCCACGCCACCUACAGCAACACCCUUUACCUGGCAGAUGAGAUCAUCAUCCGUGACCUCAACAUCAAAAUCAACUUUGCGUGCUCCUACCCCUUGGACAUGAAAGUCAGCCUGAAGACGUCUCUGGAGCCGAUGGUCAGGUGCUGCCAGAGAGGGUCGCCAGUACCCCUGGACGGCUAA
Messenger RNA from Cynocephalus volans (Philippine flying lemur), 1290 nucleotides. RefSeq names its product uromodulin-like. Gene Ontology annotation, biological process: neutrophil migration. The record is from RefSeq and is a predicted model, not a curated record. The transcript has 5 exons. Gene Ontology annotation, molecular function: calcium ion binding. Lineage: Eukaryota; Metazoa; Chordata; Mammalia; Dermoptera; Cynocephalidae. Gene Ontology annotation, cellular component: apical plasma membrane; cell surface. The coding region runs from base 1 to 1290 and encodes 429 amino acids.